Rhopalosiphum maidis (corn leaf aphid) is the source of this 5212-nucleotide messenger RNA. RefSeq lists its product as uncharacterized. Lineage: Eukaryota; Metazoa; Arthropoda; Insecta; Hemiptera; Aphididae. The coding region runs from base 350 to 4234 and encodes 1294 amino acids. The record is from RefSeq and is a predicted model, not a curated record. The transcript has 19 exons.
UUGGUCGCGCCGCCGCUGUUACACCGAACUAUCGCAGUCCGUCAGGUGUCGUCAGAUCGUUCGCGCGUUCCGUACCGGUCGGUUGUUUUCUCUUUCUUGUUGUAUGCGAAGUCUUACGAUCACGCGCGCCCGUUUACGUAAAAACCCGAGUGACGAAACAUUUUCUUAUAUAUUAUUUUGCGAAUCGCUUUUGUUACGACAAUAUUGUACUGUACCGCGGUGUUCGAACAGAAUUAAACCAACCAAAUACACAGAUUUCCAGACGCGCCAACAAUAUUUACGUUGUCUUACACGAACAGGUCGUACAAAAUGGGUUUGAGAAUAGCUUAAGUACGUCACUGUGUUCGUCAUGAACUCAAAUUCAUGGGAAUUAAUAUUGGCCGUGGUGGCCUGUCUGGUGUACAGUACCACGAGCCAUGUUGCCCUCACAUUUCCUCCAGCCCGUACCUACGACCUCGACUUUCUGGAUACGAGCAGAACGCCUGGCCCUUGUGGUAUGCCUAAAGGCUCAGUAAAGACUUCGUUGAUGUCUGGUUCGUCAUUCAACAUCACAUGGCAUCUGGCGUAUCCUCACCGGGGAGGAAUCAAACUUCAAGUACUAGACAAUUACCAAAGGCCAGUAUUGGAUUUAACACCAGUCACAAAGGAUUCUGAUUUUUUGAGGACCGAUGCAACAGCUCAGUCGUACGCUGUUCAGUUGCCGGGAGAUUUCGUUUGUGAAGAUUGUACCAUUAGGUUACUCAGAGAAGCAUUAGAAUGGGGCAAUAGCUACAGGUUUUGGUCAUGCGCUGAUGUCGAUAUAAAAAAUAAAAAAAAUUACCGAGAAGACUGCAGUGGCAAAGGCCGUUACUUAUUAUCGAAGUGUCGAUGUGACAAAUUGUAUUACGGUCCUAGAUGUCAAUACAAAGAUGAAUGCGUUGAAGAUGGCGAUUGUGGCGAUCAAGGCAGGUGUAUAGAUGUCCACGCAACGUCCGCUCCUAGGAAACAAUGUUAUUGUGAGCCCGGAUGGUUUGGACCAGCGUGUACUAAACGGUCAUCGUUGAAAUCAAAUGAAAUUGAUUUAAGCAAUCACAGAUUUAGAGAACUUUCAAAUGACUUCCAUUUAUACUGGAAAAUAUUCAAAGAAGAAGGCGAAAUAGAAGUUGUAUUAAGAGCAAACAGUACCAGUUAUUUAGGGCUAGGUUGGCGACCAAAAGAUUUGACUGCUGAGUGUAAGAAUUUCCCAGCACUAGCAGACUUGCCGGGUGCAAAAGCCGUAGCAGCAAUACCAAAACCCGAACCUGAACCAGAACCAAAAAGCGAACCAGAACCGAAAAGUGAGCCCGAACCGAAAAGUGAACCCGAACCAAAAAGUGAACCUGAACCGAAAAGUGAACCUGAACCGAAAAGUGAACCAGAGCCAAAGAGUGUACCUGAACCAAAGAGUGAACCGGAACCGAAGAGUGAGCCGGAACCGAAGAGUGAGCCAGAACCAAAAAGCGAACCGGAACCUAAAACUGAACCUGAACCUAAAACUGAACCAGAGCCAAAAAGCGAACCAGAGCCAAAGAGUGAACCAGAGCCAAAGGGUGAACCAGAACCAAAGAGUGAACCAGAAUCAAAAAGUGAACCAGAACCAAAAUCAACACCAGGACCGAAAUCAAGUAGCAAACCUGAACCAGAACCGGAACCCGAAACAACCGCAGAACCUUCACCAGAACCUACUACUUUAUCAACAACAACUAUUGCUAGUUCCACUAGGCCUAAACCAUCAUUUUUCCGAACCAGAGGUCGUCUUCAAAAACCAAAGCCUACCGAUGAACCGGAAGCUGCAGCAUCAACUGCUACUGCACCUUUAAGAUCUAAUGGAAGACCAGUAUUUGCUCAAUUACGAAAUACUAGAUCGGCUUCAACACCAAAUGAACCUCAACCAGAAUCAGAACCAGAACCAAGGCUGAAAGUUCAGGAAGGCCAUAAUCAUCACGAUCACUCUUCACAUGAACACGAUCACAACCACGAUCAUCACCAUCAUACUCACGACCAUAAUCAUGAACAUCAACAUGAAGCUCCAGCAAAAAAAGAACUAAAACUCAAUACAUACACACCGAAAGAUUUCAACGGGAUGGAUUGUACAGAUUUAGUGAUCGGGAGUGCUCGAGGAUCAUCCAGCAGAGUAUGGGACUAUUACACAAGAGACAGAUCAACGCCACGUGUGGACAGCUAUUGGGGUGGAAAGAAUGAUUUAAUCGCUGCUGUUGGGUUCGAAAAAGAUGGAGUCACGACUAUUGCUUUUAGAAAGAAACUUAAAGCCACCGAACCUACCGAUCACUCUAUCGUAGAUGAAGUUAUGCACGUGAUUUGGGCUAAGGGUCAAGAACAGAAAAACUAUCAGCAUUCACCAAAAUCUGGGCUAGAGAAAGAUGUUGCUUUUGUAAAAGAUUUUUACAAGCAAGAUGAACUUAAAUAUCAUGGCCAUGGAUCUCAGCGUGGAGUGAUUUCUAUUAACUUUUUCGAUGAACCCGGAAAACAGACGUCAUCGAUCGACGAUGAAGAGUCGGAAAAAACUGCCGAAGAUUCAUUAACUAGUCGUAACAAGCCGUCAGUCCAGCAAGUUUCCACGCCGGCGCCCAGUAACUGUUACGGUCAGUGGGCGACCCCAAAAGGCUGUAAUGUGACUGCUGGCCAAUGCGAGUACCAUGUGGUAUGGACUUAUUCGUCGAAAACCGAUUACAUGCGAUUCACGAUUACCACCACCCACACCAGUACUUGGACCGGUAUUGGAUUUUCGGACGACCACAAAAUGAGUCAAACAGAUGCCAUAAUUGGAUGGGUGGAUAAAGCAGGAAGGCCAUUCCUUAUGGACACGUGGAUUAACGGGUAUACGGCUCCACUGUUGGAUGCUUCACAAGACUUAAGCAAUAUAACCGGUAACACCGCCGAGGGAUUAACAACGUUGAGUUUUAUGAGGAAACGAUCGACCGGUGAUACCAAGGAUAUGAUGUUUACGGAUGACAAAUGUUUGUAUUUAACGUUCAUCGUCAAAGGAGGUGGUUACAACCCGGUUAAUAAAAAAAUCAAAAAACACGAAGUCUUGCCAAUGUUUUCGAACGACAGAGUGUGCAUAAGAUCCUGUGGUGCCGAAGAAGAUUGGGAAUUAGCCACCACUACGAUCGCACCGAAAGCGGCAUACAACGUUGCCAUUAAGUUGGUGAAAUUGGGUGAAAAUUUUGUUGUGCCCCCGGCUGGAAGUCCCGAUUUUGACGCCCUAGCCAAUACGGUCACCAGUGGUUUCAAGAAGACCUUAACUAAAUUACCCGAGUUCUACAAGAUUAGCGUUGAUGAGUUUUCUCAAGAUAACGACAAUGUCGUUGCUAAAAUGAGUGUCGAGUUAGACGAGAGUGGUGGUGGUUCGCGUGGCCGUGCAUUGGGCACUGACGAGGGUGCCGAACAAUUGGAGCGCGUUUUAAGAAGUACCGUAAACAGCGGUCACGUUGGCGCUCUAUCAUUGGAUCCUAAAUACUUUGUUUUUGAAGCAGCACCACUGUCCAGUACGAUUCCAUUAGAGGAAAACGUCAAUGACAGUAUACUAUUGUCUACGACAAAAUUAUGGAUCGUUAUAGGAUGCAUUUCCGCUUUGGUAUUUAUCGCCAUCGUUCAAGCUGGAUGCACCAUCUACAAGACAGCUCGAAGACCCAGACCAAACCACAAGGAUCACGGCGGUGUGAACUCCGCUUGGAAGGAUUAUUCGUCCGGCGGCGGUGGACCUAACACCAAUUACGCUUUCGAUCAGUACGACGGCGACGAAAAACAGUCACCCAGCUCGUUGAGCCAUACAUCCACCAUACCGCUGACCACAAAGUUGGUGUCGCAUAACGGCGGCGGAGGUAACCAUUACGCCGAGUCGCGGUCGUUGCACAGGCCUGCCGCAAACACGGCGGCUGCGGCCAACGGCGGCCGUCACAUGCACAGCCGCCCACCGCCACCGCCAGCACACCAACAGCAACUGCUCCACCAGGACAGAGCGGCGGGCACUUACUCGCUGCCCAGGCCCGCGCAACAGCCGCCCCACCAUAACGGCGGUUACUACACGCACAGACCGCCAAACCGGACAGCGCAUCACGGGCCACCACAUCAGCAGCAGUCCGCGGGCGGCGAUCAGCUUCAGCCGGACUUUUACUUUAUGCCGUCGCAGAGGAAGUACUCGGGCGAGGUGGUCAGGGUGUACGUGGACUAUAACACAAACCCCAGGAAAUGAACAGGGAGCCGCCCCGCGUCUCUGCAUUUUAUAUACUUAUAGUAAUCGUUUUUUGUAAAUAUAUAUCCAAAAAUUAUUUUUUUACAUAAGUACAUUAUAUACUUACGACACACGCACACACACGGACACGAACACGUACUCCUCGUGUACAUACGUUUAUUAUUCGCCAUAGUAUGUGUGUCUAUAUAUAUAUAUAUAUAUACGUUUAAACUCAAUAGCCACAUAAUAAUAAUUUAAUAUCGUUUAUUGUCCCGUAGUACGAUUCGUUGUCGUUUAUUAAUAAUAUGAUAAAUAUUAUUACUAGCGUGACAUGAUAAUUUAUUAAUCCCGACCCUCUUCGGUUCGCUUUUGGCUUUUCGAGACGUUCGGUCGGGUAUUGUAAUACGACAGUUUAUGAUAUCACAAUCGUGUGCCAUUUCAACCGACAAGUAUAAUAUAUUAUUAUACGUAUCGCUAUUCAUAAUAAUUGUCGACACAGUAAUAAAGAUUUUCGUUUAAGAUACGCGCAGUUGUCACUGCGUACAGAUCAAAACCUAUCUACAUAUACCUAUCAUUGUUAAUAAUAUUGCAUUGCGACUUUUCUUCGCGAUAAUGUUAGUGUGACAAUACGUGUAUGUGGGUGUGUGUAUGCGUGUGUGUGUGUAUACAUAUAUAUUUAUAGACGAUACAUAUUAUACGAACACGGACGCACGUUGUUAUUUACGUGUCAAGCCACUACACAUUGACUGUAUUUUAUUUUUUAUUAUUUUAUUUUAGAAUAUCAUUAUUUUUUUUUUUCGAUUUUAUAGUCUAUUACGUAAAAUAGUUUAGUAACGUUAUAAUAGGCGCGAGUAAUAUGUAUACCGCGAUGAAUUUCAACAAAAUAUAUAGUGCAAAACGUUGUCAAUCGAAUCAAUAUUAUAAUAAAUUAUGCCUAAGUAUAUUAUGUAUAAAUUCUUAAGAUAUAUAUAUAUAUAGUUAUGUAAACUGUUUGCUCAU